This is a messenger RNA of Populus trichocarpa (black cottonwood), 3330 nucleotides long. Its product is annotated as DExH-box ATP-dependent RNA helicase DExH18, mitochondrial. Gene Ontology annotation, molecular function: hydrolase activity, acting on acid anhydrides; RNA helicase activity; ATP binding. The coding region runs from base 438 to 2888 and encodes 816 amino acids. Gene Ontology annotation, cellular component: mitochondrial degradosome. The transcript is spliced from 4 exons. NCBI's taxonomy places the organism in Eukaryota, Viridiplantae, Streptophyta, Magnoliopsida, Malpighiales, Salicaceae. Gene Ontology annotation, biological process: mitochondrial RNA 3'-end processing; RNA catabolic process. The record is from RefSeq and is a predicted model, not a curated record.
UUGAAGGGCAUCGAGUCUGAAGAGAAGUGAAAUAUGGGCUAGUACUUGAAACCUACAGCCUUGAUGACAAUGAGCGACGCACCGAGUUAAGUCCUCUGUUCUUUAGAACCAACUGAACAUGGGUUUAGGGUUUUCGGUGGCUUAACACUGUCCACCACUUUCCCUCAAUUCUCUCACUUUCUCUCUCUCAAAACCAUAUGCUUUUCCUCUUUUUCUUACAUGAAUUAAGGUAUGCUCCUCAGAAUCCUCUAAGCUUAACUUCUCUUUUAUUUUUCUUUUUAAAUUGUUUCCCCUUGUCUCUCUCUGGAUCAUUUAUUUCCUACUUCAUUUCAUUUCCGUUGCUAUUGUCAACAUGUUGAAGUGACACACUUACAUACACUUGCACCUAUACAAUUUUACUGGGUUUUUUUUUGUUUGGUGUUAUUCGUGAGUUUCUAAUGGCUGGAGGCCCUUUUACCUCAUUGUUUAGAAUCUUUGCAUCAAGAAACAAUGUUCACAGUGCUAGAGUUUUGCUUUCAAAUCAAAAUUUCCGUUCUAUGAGACAAUUUAACAACUGGGUUUUAGAAACUCAUCAGUUUAGUACCUCUUUUGAUGUUCCUUGCCGGCAAUUUUCAACUAGUUUAGUAGACAACAUUCAUUCUCACUCACCUUUAAAGAACCCACAAUUUACCAUUUUUAAUCCUGCUGAUGCGAGGCCGUUUUCUUCAUCUGUCGAUGAUGAGGAUGGUAAUAGAGUGAAAUUGAAUGAGAAUAAAAGUUUGGAUUCUGUAGAGAAUGGUGGUCUUGAAGGUGUUGAUGGGAAUAGUGUUGGUGCGGGUGAUGAUAACGAGAGUUGCGUUUGUGAUUCUAUGGUUAUUGAAGAGAAACAAAGUGAUGGUGUUGAGGGUGGGAAUAAUGUUGUGGGGAAAAAGAAUUUGGCAUUUCGUGACCCUGUAGAGUUGUAUCGGGAGCUUCUUACUGCUGAAAAGAAUGAUAAUUUGAAGCGAUCGGAUUGGGAUACUUUACAAGAGAUAUUCUCUUGUUUUUCAAAAUCGGGCUGGGCAGCUAAUCAGGCUCUUGGCAUUUAUAUUGGCAAGUCAUAUUUCCAUACUGCUGUCAAUCGGUUCAGGAACUUUUUCUUUAAGAAAUGUUCUGCUGAGCUUGCUAUGCACUUGGUGUCACUAGGUGCAUCGGAUAAGGCUGUUAGGUUCCUUUUCCCAAUAUUUGUUGAGUAUUGUAUAGAAGAGUUUCCUGAUGAGAUCAAGCGGUUUCGGAAUAUGAUUUCCUCAGCAGAUCUUACAAAGCCACACACAUGGUUCCCUUUUGCACGAGCAAUGAAACGAAAGAUCAUAUAUCAUUGUGGUCCAACAAACAGUGGUAAAACUUAUAAUGCAUUGCAAAAAUUUAUGGAAGCAAAGAAGGGUAUUUAUUGUAGUCCACUCAGGCUGUUAGCCAUGGAAGUUUUUGACAAGGUCAAUGCUCUUGGGGUUUACUGUAGUCUCUAUACUGGGCAAGAGAAGAAACACGUGCCAUUUUCCAAUCAUAUUGCUUGUACUGUGGAAAUGGUGUCAACUGAGGAACUGUAUGAUGUGGCUGUUAUUGAUGAGAUCCAGAUGAUGGCUGAUUCAUGCAGAGGCUAUGCAUGGACGAGAGCAUUACUUGGUUUGAAGGCUGAUGAAAUUCAUUUGUGUGGAGAUCCUAGUGUUCUGGAUAUUGUUAAAAAUAUCUGUUCAGAAACUGGAGAUGAAUUGUAUGAACAACAUUAUGAGAGAUUCAAACCGUUAGUGGUUGAAGCCAAAACUCUGUUGGGAGAUCUUAAAAAUGUACGAUCUGGGGAUUGUAUUGUUGCAUUUUCAAGAAGAGAGAUAUUCGAGGUGAAAAUGGCAAUUGAAAAACACACCAAUCAUCGUUGUUGUGUUAUUUAUGGGGCCUUACCACCAGAGACUCGUAGGCAGCAAGCUAACUUGUUCAAUGAUCAGGAUAACGAGUAUGAUGUGCUGGUUGCAAGUGAUGCUGUGGGGAUGGGUUUGAAUCUGAACAUUAGAAGAGUAGUUUUUAAUAGCCUUUCAAAGUACAAUGGUGACAAGAUUGUUCCAGUACCACCAUCACAGGUGAAGCAGAUUGCUGGAAGAGCUGGUAGAAGAGGAAGUCGGUAUCCAGAUGGACUCACAACCACCUUGCAAUUAGAGGAUUUGGAUUACUUGAUUGAUUGUUUGAAGCAACCUUUCGAGAAUGUCAAGAAAGUGGGUCUCUUUCCUUUCUUUGAGCAGGUUGAAUUGUUUGCUGGACAGCUGCCAGAUAUUAGUUUUGCUCAUUUGCUUGAAAAGUUUGGUGAAAAUUGCCGUCUUGAUGGCUCAUACUUCUUGUGUCGGCAUGAUCAUAUAAAGAAGGUGGCAAAUAUGUUGGAGAAAGUUCAGGGAUUAUCUUUGGAAGACCGAUUCAACUUUUGCUUCGCUCCAGUUAAUUUCAGAGACCCAAAAGCAAUGUACCAUCUUCAUAGGUUUGCUGCACUGUAUAGCAUAAAGGUCCCUGUUAGUAUAGCAAUGGGCAUGCCAAAGGGAUCUGCUCGGAAUGAUGCAGAACUCCAAGAUCUCGAGACUAAACAUCAAGUUUUAUCCGUGUAUCUAUGGUUGUCCCAGCACUUCAAAAAAGAAAUUUUUCCAUAUAAGAAAAAGGCUGAGGAAAUGGCAAUAGAUAUCGCAGAUUUAUUGGGCCAAUCUCUCAUCAAGGCUUGCUGGAAACCAGAAUCAAGGCAGGGAGGGAAUCCAAGGCCUCAACAGAAGGAAGAUGGUCAUGAGAGGCACAAAGGAGAUGGUUACAGGAGGCCUAACUCACUUGUCAAGAUUUAUGAAAAGAAAAGGCAAGAAAAAGAGUUGCUGCAGGGGCAUUCACAGAAGGUCGUUGUAUAGGGAAUCUUUCAGUGGCUCUUGAUUGCACGUUGUGAUUGGAUGCACACAUUUUUCUGCAAUAUUAUGAAGGAAUACUGUAUUUUCCAAAUAGAGAUGCUGUUUAAGCAUGGAAUUUUCAUGCUGGAUAACUGAAGUACGCAUAGAAUGGUGCUUGAAGUUCCAGGCCCCAUGUUUCUGUAUACACAGCUGACAGACAUGAUAUCAAACCCUUGCCAAAUGAAAGUAUGCAACAAAGCUCAGGCUCAUGAGUGAGAAAGCAUGGAAGGCUACAGCUCCGGGUAAUGAUUAUCAUCGCUGCAUCGAAACCCAUGAAGCUAGGGAAUCAACGCCAAAGACAUUGAAAAAUGAUGAAAUAUUAAAAUAUUUUCUUUCUUCAACAGAAAGGUAAAAAAAAAAAAAAAGGGACAGGAAUUUUAUAAUAAAUUUGAUUGUAGGAUGGAUA